AUGCUGCCAGCUGAUCUCUCAUUUAUUGAAACAGUUGUUGUUGUACCUCAUUGCUCUGAAGCACUGAAGCCUUUCGUUGGUCAGUGUUUCAAAUCAGUAGAUUUUGCAGCUGCAUUCUACGACGUUCGACAAGGUAAGAAGAAGACAGAGGAGGAUGACAGGUUGAAUGCCAGUAAGGGGUUCUCAAUGAAACACAGACGCCUGACGAACAGAUGUGGUUGUCUAGCUAGGAUAUCCUUUCGGUAUUUCUGUGAAGAUGGAGUUCCCGGUUACAAGAUUCAUGAGUUUGUGGAGACACAUAACCAUACCAUGGUAGAGGUUCAGCAUCAGCCAUUCAUGAGUAUAAAUCGAAAAUUGAGUGAAGUUCAUGAAAAAUUUAUUCUCGACUGUUCCAAGGCUAACAUUGGGCCUACGCUGACUUUCAAAUUCUUGAAAGAGGUAUUGGGAGGCUAUGAAAUGAUGGGGUGCACCAUUGGUGAUAUACGUAAUGCAUCUCGAGACAUCAAAGCAUACGCACAUGGGUACGGUGUUCAAAUGGUGUUGGACGAGAUGCGUAGGAAGAAGGAACUGUCUGAUGCAUUUACUUAUCACUACGAAGUGAUCAGUGAGAACCAGUUGCAAGCCCUUUUUUGGUGCGAUGGUGUGUCGAAGAGGAAUUACCACAUGUUUGGUGACAUUGUUGCUUUCGACUCCACAUAUAAUACAAACAGGUACUGUAUGAUAUUUACCCCAUUCACUGGGAAGGACAAUCAUGGGAAACAUGUUACUUUCGCUGCUGGGCUGGUUUCAAACGAGAAAACAGGUGCAUUUGCAUGGUUGUUUAAACAUUUCAUUGAGUGCAUGGUUGUCGCACCCAAAAUGAUCGUAACUGACCAGGAUAUGGGUAUGCGAUCUGCUAUUGAGGAACUUCUCAUUGGCACAAAAUAUCGUUGGUGUAUGUGGCAUAUAAUGUACAAGCUAGUUGUCAAGGAGCCGAAGAAGCUCCUCACAGAUGACCAUUUCAAGAAGGAGUUCAACGCUUGCGUGUGGUCCGACUUACAUGAACCAGCGGAGUUUGAAGAAAUAUGGAAUGGAAUCAUUGAAGAAUAUGGUCUUCAAGAUGUGGAGUGGUACAACACCAUGUAUCGCCACCGGAAGUACAGGAUACCGACGUACUUUAGGGAUUUCACCCUGGGCUCAAUGAUAAGGAUUACAUCAGUUUCUGAGUAA
This is a messenger RNA of Salvia splendens (bonfire salvia), 1209 nucleotides long. RefSeq names its product protein FAR1-RELATED SEQUENCE 5-like. The record is from RefSeq and is a predicted model, not a curated record. The coding region runs from base 1 to 1209 and encodes 402 amino acids. NCBI's taxonomy places the organism in Eukaryota, Viridiplantae, Streptophyta, Magnoliopsida, Lamiales, Lamiaceae. The transcript has 4 exons.